AUGCCUGCCCUCACUGAGACACCAAUAACAACGGCAUGCGCAGUGCCCAAGACGGCCGAUCUUUUGCAAACCCCAUCGACGGAGCCUCCAGAGGUGGCUGGAAACAGAGACAAGUUUAGGCACAGUGCCAACGCGGCAGCCUCAACCAAUGGCCACACAGAGGACCCCUUCAAGCUAAGCCCCAAGUUUGCCUACACGCCGCGUAGGAUCAAGGUCAUCACCAUCGGCGCUGGCUUCUCUGGCCUACUCAUGGCGCAUAAGUUCCAGCACCGCUUUCCCGAAAUGCAAGAUGUCGUCGACCACACCAUCUUUGAGGCUCGGAGCGAUGUGGGUGGUACUUGGUUGGCAAACCACUACCCUGGCGUGCAAUGUGACGUUCCCGCUCACAUUUACGCAUUUCCUUUCGAUCCCAACCCCAGCUGGGAGAGAUUCUACGCCAGCGGAGGUGAUAUCUUGGCCUAUAUCAAAGCCACAGUCAAGAAGUGGAAUCUCGAUCGAGAUUUGCAGCUCAACACGCGUGUCAUCGGGGCCCAAUGGCAGGAUGAUUUGGCGCAGUGGAAGGUGACUGUCGAACAUGCGGGUUCCCAGAGGGAUGAGUACUGUCAUGUUCUUAUUUCCGCCAAAGGAGUCCUUGUCCAUGAAUCGUGGCCCAAGAUUCCUGGACUGCAGGAUUUCAAAGGCCACAUAACUCACUCGGCCGACUGGAAUCACAACUAUGACUACUCAAACAAGAGGAUAGCAGUCAUCGGCAACGGCUCUUCUGGAAUCCAGAUUGUUCCCCAAAUGGCCAGGCUCCCCGGCACAGAUGUUGUCAACUUUGUUCGUGGUCCAGCUUGGGUUUAUUAUCGAGCACCGCCGUCAAAACACCUCGGCCGAGAGGACGACGACCCAAACCCACCAUACUCGGAAGAAGACAAAGCUCGGUUCCAGGACCCUGAGCUUCAUCUUGAGCAUCGAAAGGGCAUCAUCUCCCGGACAAACAAGUCGUUUUACAUCUUCCGAAAGGGCGAGAAUAAUGACGCAGGCAUGAAGAUGGCCGCUGCACAGAUGGCUGAAAAGCUCAACCACGACCCUGUGCUAUGUAGCAAGUUGAUUCCAAAGUGGGAGCUGGGAUGCAGGCGUAUUACGCCAGGGCCAGGGUACCUGGAAUCAUUCCUGAAGCCACACUGCCGUUUGACAGAUAGCCCUAUCACAAAGGUGACGGAGAACAGUGUGUGCACGGCCGAUGGCGAGGAGUAUGAAUGUGACGUCAUCGUGUGUGCAACCGGCUUCGACGUUUCCUUCAGGCCUCGCCAUCCCAUCAUCGGCCUCAAGGGCGCCGAUCUCAGGGAGAAGUGGAAGGAAGAUCCAGAGUCGUACAUGUCGGUGGCGGUCCCCGAGAUGCCCAACUACUUCAUGAUGAUGGGACCAAACUGUCUCGGUGGACAUGGCUCCCUCGUUGAGUCACUGAACUGGACGGGCGAUUACUUUGUCAAGUGGAUCAAGAAGAUUGCCACUGAAGACAUCAAGCACGUUGUCCCCAAGCAAGACAAGGUGGAUGACUUCAUCAAGUACUGUGAUGAGAUACACAAGACGCUUGUCUGGAGCGGAGGAUGUCGCAGCUGGUACAAGAGAGGCACAAUCGACGGGCGAGUCACGUCCUUGUUUGGCGGUAGUGCUCAUCUGUUCAACCGCUUACUCCAGGACAUUCGGGCAGAAGACUUUGACAUCACGUAUAACACGGCAAACUCUUUCCGGUUCAUGGGAAAUGGCUUCACGGCUUUUGAGAUGGACCCGGAGAGCGAUCUGUCGUGGUACGUAGAGAAGGCGGAAACUCUUUCAACCUAG
This is a messenger RNA of Fusarium keratoplasticum, 1827 nucleotides long. RefSeq lists its product as uncharacterized. Gene Ontology annotation, molecular function: NADP binding; N,N-dimethylaniline monooxygenase activity; flavin adenine dinucleotide binding. NCBI's taxonomy places the organism in Eukaryota, Fungi, Ascomycota, Sordariomycetes, Hypocreales, Nectriaceae. The transcript is spliced from 4 exons. The record is from RefSeq and is a predicted model, not a curated record. Bases 1 to 1827 code for a protein of 608 amino acids.